Messenger RNA from Ctenocephalides felis (cat flea), 1095 nucleotides. RefSeq names its product glycosyltransferase-like domain-containing protein 1. The coding region runs from base 10 to 1095 and encodes 361 amino acids. Gene Ontology annotation, molecular function: glycosyltransferase activity. The record is from RefSeq and is a predicted model, not a curated record. The transcript is spliced from 4 exons. Lineage: Eukaryota; Metazoa; Arthropoda; Insecta; Siphonaptera; Pulicidae.
ACAAACCAAAUGUCAAGUCAAAAAUAUCUCAUUAUAGAACCAUUUUAUGGAGGAUCUCAUAAACAGUUACUUGAUGCACUUUUGAAAGAUUUUAAUGAAACUGAUUACUUGUUAUUAACUUUGCCAGCUAAAAAAUGGCAUUGGAGAGCAAGAACGAGUGCUUUAUAUUUUUCGCAAAUAAUUCCGAAAGAUGUUUCUUACAAAACAUUACUGUGCAGUUCUGUUUUAAAUCUUACGGAGCUCAUAGGUUUAUGCCCCCAUUUACACACGUGUAAAAAAAUUAUUUAUUUUCAUGAAAAUCAACUUAUUUAUCCAGUCGAGUAUAAAAAAGAAAGGGAUUUUCAAUAUGGAUAUAAUCAAAUCAUAUCUUGUUUGACUGCCGAUAAGGUCAUUUUCAACUCCGAAUACAACAAAAAUUCAUUCUUAUCAAACAUUCAAAAACAUUUAAAGAUGCAACCUGGAAUUAAGUUUCAAGGACUAGAAGAACAAAUUAUUCCUAAGUGUUCUGUGUUAUAUUUUCCUGUAGUCUUUGAUUCAAUUCCAAAAUUAAGAGUUUCAAAAGAGCAAAACUUACCAAUUCAUAUAGUUUGGCCUCAUAGAUGGGAGCAUGAUAAAAAUCCAGAAUUGUUUUUAGAAACUAUGAUGAAAAUGAAGGAAAAUAAUAUACAAUUCAGAUUAUCAGUGCUUGGAGAACACACAACAGAUGUGCCUGAAAUAUUUAAUAAAGCCAAAGAGAUAUUAGUAGAUAAUAUUAUAAAUUUUGGUUAUGCAGAAAGUAAAGAAAAGUAUUAUGAAGUUCUAUUAAAUGCUGAUAUAGUAGUAUCUACAGCAAAACAUGAAUUCUUUGGAGUAGCAAUGAUAGAGGGAACAUAUUGUGGGUGCCUACCAAUUGCACCGAAUAGUUUGGUCUAUCCUGAAAUUUAUCCUAAAGAAUGUCUAUAUAAUACUAGUAAUCAACUAUAUAAGUUACUCACCAAAUUUUGUAAAUACCCCAAAAUACUAGAAGAAACAAAAAUUAGAGUAUUCGAGACAUUUUCCUUCAGCAAAUAUGAUUCUAAUGUUCUUAUUCCUGCAUUUAGAAGAUUAUUAGAUUAA